AUGCCAAUACUGAACGCCCAGAGUCAGAUGGUGUGGGAGAUCGGGGAGGAGGUGAAGUAUGUAUGUGAUCCCCCAUUUAGUCCACGGGGAAGGCGCGUCUGCCAGUCGGAUGGGUCGUGGACGGACUUCUCUUGUGUGUUGGUCACAGACUGCAGCCAGGUGAAGACUUGCAACAACGCCUACGAUGAUGGAGAAUACUGGAUUGUCUUGGAGAAGUACAACAACGCCAGGGUGAAGAUCUACUGCCAUGACAUGUCAUCUGAUACUCCUGGACACUUCGUCAGCUUCCAGGAAGACAACUACUCAGUGAUGCCAACAGGAUGCUACGGCUCCUACUGCGGACGAACAAACUUCACCAAGAUCAAGAUUGACUUGGACAAUCUUCAAAUUGAGCAGGUCCACACCUUUGCUGAAUGGUCGUGUAAACCAGGUCCUUACGGGCGUACUAUGGGCUGCAGUUCAGACGCCGGAGCAGACUGCGGCACGGUGCAAGUAAAUCUGGAAGGAACUAGUUUCAAAGUAAGCAGUCAAAGCACCCUCGCGGGAAAUGUUGACACUAUAUUCUCGUCCAACCACUCGCUGAUGCAUGGGAAAUGUAACGGAUGGUGUUCCCCCUGUUUUUCUUAUCAUCAAGGAAUUCUACGUCGAUUCGGCUUCUCGCCGAAAGAACAUGACAUUCCCGAUGAAGACUCGGCUACUAAGCCGACAUGUGUUUGA
This is a messenger RNA of Haliotis rubra (blacklip abalone), 717 nucleotides long. Its product is annotated as A disintegrin and metalloproteinase with thrombospondin motifs 9-like. The record is from RefSeq and is a predicted model, not a curated record. NCBI's taxonomy places the organism in Eukaryota, Metazoa, Mollusca, Gastropoda, Lepetellida, Haliotidae. Gene Ontology annotation, molecular function: zinc ion binding; metalloendopeptidase activity. The transcript is spliced from 2 exons. The coding region runs from base 1 to 717 and encodes 238 amino acids.